Messenger RNA from Rhinolophus ferrumequinum (greater horseshoe bat), 2531 nucleotides. It is a transcript of the gene GTPBP4, whose product is annotated as GTP binding protein 4. Gene Ontology annotation, cellular component: nucleolus. The coding region runs from base 91 to 1995 and encodes 634 amino acids. Gene Ontology annotation, molecular function: RNA binding; GTPase activity; GTP binding. Gene Ontology annotation, biological process: ribosomal large subunit biogenesis. NCBI's taxonomy places the organism in Eukaryota, Metazoa, Chordata, Mammalia, Chiroptera, Rhinolophidae. The transcript has 17 exons. The record is from RefSeq and is a predicted model, not a curated record.
GGAAGUGAUGGGAGCAGGCGGAAGUCCCGGCCCCUGUCCUCCGCGGAAGUCUAGCUCGCUGGCUUGCGUCCCUCGUGGCUGACCGGCGGCAUGGCGCACUACAACUUCAAGAAGAUCACGGUGGUGCCGUCCGCCAAGGAUUUUAUUGACCUGACAUUAUCGAAGACUCAACGGAAGACUCCAACAGUUAUUCAUAAACAUUACCAAAUUCAUCGUAUUAGACAUUUUUACAUGAGAAAAGUCAAAUUUACUCAACAGAAUUAUCAUGACAGACUCUCACAGAUUCUAACGGAUUUCCCCAAAUUGGAUGACAUCCAUCCUUUCUAUGCCGAUUUGAUGAACGUCCUCUACGACAAGGAUCAUUACAAGUUGGCUCUAGGACAAAUCAAUAUUGCCAAAAACUUAGUGGACAAUGUCGCUAAGGAUUACGUGCGGCUCAUGAAGUACGGGGACUCUCUGUACCGCUGCAAGCAGCUGAAGCGAGCCGCCCUGGGCCGCAUGUGCACCAUCGUCAGGAGACAGAAGCAGAGUCUGGAGUACUUGGAACAAGUACGUCAGCAUCUGUCCCGUCUGCCAACAAUUGACCCGAACACGAGGACCCUGCUUCUGUGUGGGUACCCGAAUGUCGGCAAGUCCAGUUUCAUCAAUAAGGUGACAAGAGCAGAUGUGGAUGUGCAGCCUUAUGCGUUUACAACCAAGUCUCUGUUUGUCGGACACAUGGAUUACAAGUAUCUGCGUUGGCAGGUGGUAGAUACCCCAGGGAUUUUGGACCAGCCUCUGGAGGAUCGGAACACCAUCGAAAUGCAGGCCAUCACGGCCCUGGCCCACCUGCGUGCCGCGGUGCUGUACGUCAUGGACCUGUCCGAGCAGUGCGGCCACGGGCUGCAGGCCCAGCUGCAGCUGUUCCAGAGCAUCAGGCCUCUGUUCGUCAACAAGCCUCUCGUAAUCGUGGCAAACAAGUGUGACGUGAAGAGGAUAGCUGAGCUUCCUGAGGACGACCAGAAAAUAUUUAUGGAUUUGCAGGCUGAGGGAUUUCCUGUGGUGGAGACCAGCACCCUGACAGAGGAAGGGGUUAUUAAAGUGAAAACAGAGGCUUGUGACAGGCUUUUGGCUCAUCGAGUUGAAACCAAAAUGAAAGGAAACAAAGUGACUGAGGUGCUGAACAGAUUGCAUUUGGCUGUGCCAAACAAGAGAGAUGAUAAGGAGAGGCCCCCUUUCAUCCCAGAAGGAGUGGUGGCACGCAGGAAGAGAAUGGACACUGGGGAGCCGCAGAGGAAGAGGGAACGAGAUAUUGAGCUGGAGCUGGGAGACGAUUAUACUUUGGAUCUUCAGAAGUACUGGGACAUAAUGAAUUCAUCUGAAAAAUAUGAUAAGAUACCCGAGAUCUGGGAAGGCCAUAAUGUCGCUGAUUACAUUGAUUCUGACAUCAUGCAGAAAUUGGAAGAGUUAGAAAAAGAAGAAGAGCUAAGAACAGCUGCUGGGGAGUAUGACAGUGAUUCUGAAAGCAAUGAUGAAGAAAUGGUGGAAAUCCGACAGCUGGCAAAGGAAAUUAGAGAAAAAAAGAAGUUGAAAAUUCUGCAGUCCAAAGAGAAGGACACACAGGGACCCAGAAUGCCACGAACUGCCAAGAAGGUGCAGCGGAAGGCCCUGGAGAAGGAGAUGCUCAGUCUGGGUGUGGAAAUGGAGGGCAAUGACAACGCCCAUUACGCAGUCCAGGCCAGAAAGUCUCGGAGUGUCACAAGGAAAAGGAAGCGGGAAGACUCUGUCCCGCCCACGUCUGUCGCCCGGAGUCGCAGUGGCUCUCGAACUCCACGUGACGUCUCUGGUCUUCGGGACAUCAAGAUGGUGAAGAAAGCCAAGACUAUGAUGAAGAGUGCGCAGAAGAAGAUGAACCGCCUGGGCAGGAAGGGGGAGGCUGACAGGCACGUGUUUGACAUGAAGCCCAAGCACCUACUCUCUGGGAAGAGGAAAGCUGGUAAAAAGGACAGGAGGUAGUGUCCUUCGCAGCUGAACGCUUUGGCGAGACUGUCGUCUUUUGGUUUCAUAUGGUAUGCUUUCACGAAAUUGGAGUCAGGAGCUAUAAACAGGACAUAACGGAAGUAACUAAAACCUGUUGCUUUUCUGAAAAGUCUGGUUAACCUUCAGCUGUGCUGGUGUGGGAGAUGUUCAUCUCUGUGGAAUGUUACAGGUAUUUGGAGCAAACCGUGGUUUCUGCAUUUAGUACAGUUUUUGUUACGUCAGAUUUGUAGUGCUGGAGAGAAUCAUGAUGUGACUUGUUUUUGAUGGAGAAAAAUCUUACUCUCUUCCACAAGAGGGAACUUGGUUUGCUUUAUUAUAUGUGAAUGGUCCUUUUUUGCAAAGAAAACAAUUCCGCUUGUGGACAUGCGCAGAACGCUGCCAGCCCUGCCCUACAGACACAGGUGUGAGCGCGAGUUUAUGUCAGUACCCCGGCACUAAAUUAUUCUAGUCUUGUGCAAAGUACCAUAGUAAUCUCUCUUUAUUAUCAAAAAUAAAGUACAGUCAUUUCGAUA